UCAAAAGCUCUUCGGGAAAAUCUGCUGGCUCCGCAGAAGAGGAAGAAGCCAGAAGGAGGCAGUCAGAAGAGGAUGAGCUGAAGGUGAAAAAGCUGGAAGAAAACAUACACAGGCUGGAACAAGAAAUACAAAAAUUAGAAAGUGAGGAAUCCCAAAUAUCUGCCAAAGAACAAAUCAUUUUGGAGAAACUAAAGGAGACUGAGAAGUCCUUCGACAACUUGCAAAAGAGUUUCUCACACCAGGAUGGUGAUGCAGUAAAUUACAUUUACUCCCAGAUCCCUGAACUCCCAACCCUCUAUUCACGAACAGCAGAGCCAGUUCCUGGGCGGGACGGAGCAAGCAGAGUAGCUGCUUUGUGCACCAUGGAAAUUAAUGUGGAGAAAGACAAACAGACAGGAGAGACCAAGAUUGUCUCUGCUUCACCUAUUGGCCCAGAUGAGGCCCAUCAAAGAGGAUUCAAAGUCUAUGAUGAUGGUACCAAGGUAGUCUAUGAGGUUCACUCUGGUGGCACAGUAGUAGAAAAUGGAGUACAUAAAUUAAGCUCAAAGGACGUAGAUGAACUUAUGCAAAAAGCUGGACAAUCAAGUGUAAAAGGAGGGUAUGAAACAAUGACUGUGUCAGACAGAAAUGCAGUAGCCGAUGGAAACCUUAGCCAUAUGAAGGAGCAAAUGCUCUUCAAGGAGGCAAAGCUGGAAAUGGUACACAAACCCAGCAAAGGGCAUGCUGUGAAUCCUCAGCCCCAAGACAAACCCUGCGGUGGCAAAGCUCUGGAGGCCAGCGCAGACCAGCCAGUGACAAUGAUAUUUAUGGGCUACCAGAACAUCGAUGAUGAAGAGGAGACGAAGAAAGUGCUGGGCUACGACGAGACCAUCAAGGCAGAGCUGGUCCUGAUCGACGAAGACGACGAGAAGUCCUUGCGGGAGAAGACAGUGACAGACGUCUCCACCAUGGACGGGAACGCCGCUGAGCUGGUCUCUGGCAGGCCCCUGUCGGACACGACAGAGCCCUCCUCUCCCGAGGGGAAGGAAGAGAGCCUGCCCUUGGAAGCUGCCCCAGGUACACAAAAGAAAAAGCGCUGUCAAUGCUGUAUUGUCAUGUGA
Fulmarus glacialis (Northern fulmar) is the source of this 1100-nucleotide messenger RNA. RefSeq names its product paralemmin 2 (gene PALM2). Gene Ontology annotation, cellular component: membrane. The annotation marks the transcript as partial. Lineage: Eukaryota; Metazoa; Chordata; Aves; Procellariiformes; Procellariidae. Gene Ontology annotation, biological process: regulation of cell shape. The record is from RefSeq and is a predicted model, not a curated record. The transcript is spliced from 5 exons.